UGUGUGUGUGUGUGUGUGUGUACUGGUUUUAUUAUUAUCUUAGAAAUCCUCUAACAACUGAACAUGGAAACUGUCUGGAGGAUGCCAAGAAUAUUCCUUUAAGCCUCAUUACAUGUAUAGGUUGUUUUGGUCAGGAACACUGUUGAAGUGCACACUCAAUACAUUAUUGUGUUUCUGUGUUUCCCAGGCCAAGUUAAAUGCUUACAUAGCGCCAGGAGUAAGAAAGCUAAAGUAUUUGGCAGUAUAGAUUGGAAUGAAAACAUUCAGACUUUCCACGUCCCUGUGAAGACAACAUAAGAAGUCACAGACGAAGCACUUGCUCUGGGUUGAACGGUUCUUGGAGGGAUUCACCAGCAUCCCUGGAGUGGAAAGCCUUUUCCACAUGUAUUAUGCACUAAGACAGACCCUGUUCAGGUUCCCCAAACUAACGUUUUCCACACUCUUAGAAAAAAAGGGUUCCAAAAGUGUUCCUCUGCUGUCCCCAUAGGACCACCCUUUUUGGUUCCAUGGAGAACCUUUUUGGGUUUCACGUAGAACCCUCUGUAGAAAGGGUCCUAAAUGCAACCCAAAAGGGUUCUACCUCGAACCACAGAAUCUCUCAGGCUAAUAGAAGUUCAUGAAACCACAAAUGCAUACAAAUGCUUCUGUCAAGCAUCCUGUUGUGAGUUUCGAUAACCAGCCAGCGAUCAGGAGACAGAAAUCUUAUUGUGUAAAUGUCUAACAUUAUAUCUCUGUCAAAGCUCUGCACCUUCCUCAAGGCUAUAGAUUGAUGUGGUUUUAGGGCGGUAAUGGUAUUGACGGUAUGAAUGGAGAGAUUGGACAACCAGGAUUCUAUGGGGAGGCGGGAGACACAGGCAAACAAGGACAGCCAGGUGAUCAAGGAGACGAAGGAGACGAGGGAGCAAAGGGCCAUGGCCUGCCUGGCUAUAUCGGAGACCAGGGACCAAAGGGCCAUGGCCUGCCUGGCUAUAUCGGAGACCAGGGACCAAAGGGCCAUGGCCUGCCUGGCUAUAUCGGAGACCAGGGUCCAAAGGGCCAUGGCCUGCCUGGCUAUAUCAGAGACCAGGGACCAAAGGGCCAUGGCCUGCCUGGCUUUAUCAGAGACCAGGGACCAAAGGGCCAUGGCCUACCUGGCUAUAUCGGAGACCAGGGACCAAAGGGCCAUGGCCAGCCUGGCUAUAUCAGAGACCAGGGACCAAAGGGCCAUGGCCUACCUGGCUAUAUCGGAGACCAGGGACCAAAGGGCCAUGGCCUGCCUGGCUAUAUCAGAGACCAGGGACCAAAGGGCCAUGGCCUGCCUGGCUAUAUCAGAGACCAGGGACCAAAGGGCCAUGGCCUGCCUGGCUAUAUCAGAGACCAGGGACCAAAGGGCCAUGGCCUACCUGGCUAUAUCGGAGACCAGGGACCAAAGGGCCAUGGCCUGCCUGGCUAUAUCAGAGACCAGGGACCAAAGGGCCAUGGCCUACCUGGCUAUAUCGGAGACCAGGGACCAAAGGGCCAUGGCCUACCUGGCUAUAUCGGAGACCAGGGACCAAAGGGCCAUGGCCUGCCUGGCUAUAUCAGAGACCAGGGACCAAAGGGCCAUGGCCUACCUGGCUAUAUCGGAGACCAGGGACCAAAGGGCCAACGUGGAAGACCUUUCAAUGGCACACCAGGACGAGAGGGCGAGAGAGGCCAUGUAGGCCGGCCUGGACUAAGAGAUCACCCAGGACUACGAGGAGUCCCAGGUGUGUGUCAGACCACUGGGUGCUCUCUGCUAAACAACAACACAACCAAUGGAUCACAUCAGAAU
Oncorhynchus kisutch (coho salmon) is the source of this 1792-nucleotide messenger RNA. RefSeq lists its product as uncharacterized. Bases 807 to 1682 code for a protein of 291 amino acids. The record is from RefSeq and is a predicted model, not a curated record. Lineage: Eukaryota; Metazoa; Chordata; Actinopteri; Salmoniformes; Salmonidae. The transcript has 3 exons.